ACAGGAAGUGAGUCCUGGGUUUGAGUAUCGACAAAGUAGCGGUCAAGAUGGCUUCAGAUUGGCAGCUGUCGCUGAAGCUGGUGGAUCACCCGAAAUCCGUCUUCCAUUUCCCGGAGAUGAUGCCCGGCGAUGUCUCACCCGGGGAGUACAGAGUCGCCACUUUGAAACAGCUCGUUGCCGCGCAGCUGUCAGACUCCGUCCCAGACCCAGAUCUAAUAGAGCUAGUUCAUUGUGGCCGAAAGUUGAAGGAUGACCUAACAUUGAAUGCUUAUGGAAUUCAGCCGGGAUCCACCGUGCACAUCCUCAAAAAGACCUGGCCAGAGCCUGAGAUCAGUGCGGAGCCUGUGAACAGAGCUAAUGCAGCCAGGGAAUUUAGAGUGUUUCAUGCUGCUCUCCACUCACUUAACUCCUCCUACAGAGACUCAGUGUAUAAAAUGCUUACCAAUAAGGAAUCACUGGAUCAAAUCAUUGUGGCUACCCCAGGGCUUAGGUCAGACCCGGUGGCUCUAGGAGUGCUCCAAGACAAAAAUCUCUUCGUGCAGUUCACAGACCCCAACAUGCUGGACGUGUUGAUCAGUUCCCACCCAGCACUAGUCAAUGCCAUCAUCCUGGUCCUUCAUUCUGUAGCUGGUAGUAUGCCUGCUCAGUCCAACGCCAGCUCUUCCCGCAAUGUCUCCACCAGUUCCUAUAGCGAUAUGCCAGGAGGGUUCAUGUUCGAGGGCAUGUCUGAUGAUGAUGAAGAUUUCCAGUCUGGGAACCAAGCAGGUCCAUCCAAUAGGGCGGCGGCUCCAGCAGGAGUGCGUCCUGUGUCUCUGAGCCACAGUGGAGCAACAGGCCCACGGCCAAUAACACAGAGUGAGCUGGCGACUGCCCUCGCCCUGGCCAGCACCCCUGACAGCAAUGCCGUCACUCCGACAACAGCAAGUCAAGCAGAUCCCUCUGCUGGAGUUGCUCCCAUGUCCGCAGGGACCCCAGUCAGUAAUGAUCUCUUCAGCCAGGCACUACAGCAAGCUUUGCAGGCUACCAACAUGUCUGCUCUGCAGGGCCGCUGGCAGUCCCAGAUGCAGCAGCUCAGAGACAUGGGAAUCCAGGAUGAGGAGCUGAUGCUGCGGGCGCUUCAGGCCACAGAUGGUGACAUCCAGGCUGCCUUGGAGCUCAUAUUUGCUGGAGGCCCAGGACUCUGAGCAUACAACCUUGGGAAAAAGUGGCUUAUAGAGUGAAGAAAAAAUGGAGAGCCCCCAACCUGAUACUCAGUGGAACUUUGGUCAUCUUGCUGCCCAGUUAUUACAUGGACAUUAUGGCUUUUGACUAGGGAAGACUUCUUGUUACUCGCCCACUUAUUUUCAGAUAUAUUUAAGUUUACAUGUUCAAAGGAGUUCUGCAGUGGUCCUUCAAAACUCUGAUCGGUGACCUGACUGAACUGAAUAAAGGUAACUGCUAACCUUAUCUAGCCCAUAUUUUUUAGAGGUGGUGUCGACUCAGAAGGGGAUAUCCUCUCUUAAUAUGCUGCUGCAUUUAUUAACAUACAGAGAUUUCUACAACAUUGCCUUCAUGUGAAGAACACUUGUAACUAGGCUGCCUUGUAGUUAUCACACCAUAUGGUUAGGAGUGUAAAAUGUCCCUUUUCAUUAUUUAAUGGCAAUUUUCAGCUCGUGCCAUGUCUGUUUUUGUUUUUUCUUUCUUUUUUUUCUUCUUUAUUCUGUUUUGGGCAUAAUUAAUCAUGUCGUUUUUGGGCAAGAAUAAUAAAACGUAAGAAGUGCAUGUUGUGCACACUUCCUUCUGCGCACUGGCAAUAGCUGCCCAUCGUCAAUGCAAUUUACAUUGUUGUACACUAGAUGGCAAUACAGUAUUU
Messenger RNA from Lampris incognitus (smalleye Pacific opah), 1852 nucleotides. Its product is annotated as ubiquitin-like protein 7. Gene Ontology annotation, biological process: ubiquitin-dependent protein catabolic process. Gene Ontology annotation, molecular function: polyubiquitin modification-dependent protein binding. NCBI's taxonomy places the organism in Eukaryota, Metazoa, Chordata, Actinopteri, Lampriformes, Lampridae. Bases 48 to 1184 code for a protein of 378 amino acids. Gene Ontology annotation, cellular component: cytosol. The record is from RefSeq and is a predicted model, not a curated record. The transcript is spliced from 11 exons.